CACAUAAGUAGGUAUAGUAUUAUCAUACAUUUACUUCUAUUCCCAGAUGGCGUUGAAAUUCAUUUCCACUAUAUUCCUCCUAAUAUUCAUAAUUCCAAGAAGCAAAACCUUAGCAUGCUACACAUCCAUCUUUGCAUUUGGUGACUCUCUUACAGAUGCGGGCAAUAGGAUUUUCUUCUCCCAUGACCUUUCCAACCUGAACGUGGCCAAUCCUCCUUAUGGAGAAACCUUCUUUCAUUAUCCCAACGGUCGCUUUUGCGAUGGUCGUAUCAUAAUUGAUUUUAUAGCGGAGCAUUAUGGAGUGGCGUUUAUGCCUCCAUCAGCUAGUGUUGCCGGAAACGGGUCAAGUAUUGAAGGAGGUGUGAAUUUCGCGGUUGGCGGAGCUGCUGCGGUGGACUCGGCGUUCUAUGAAUCAAGAGGAAUAAUUAAUCCCUUUACAAACGCCUCCCUCAACGUCCAAAUGAUAUGGUUCAAAGAUGUUUUGCCAUUGUUCUGUGACACACCCUCAGAAUGUAGGAAAAAAUUUAAAAACUCCCUCUUUGUAGUGGGGCCUUUUGGAAGUAAUGACUAUCGCCAUGCACUUACCUUUGAAAAAGACAUCGAAGAGAUAAGAACAUACAUUCCUAUGGUUAUUGAUACCAUCACAGCAGCAAUAAAUGAUUUGAUUAAACUUGGUGCAACGACAAUCAUGGUACCUAGCUUAUCUCCAGAUGGUUGUCUUCCCGUCAUUCUCACAGAUUUUGGAAGUGCCAACACUUCAGAUUAUGAUCCUGAUACUGGUUGCCUUUCUUGGUUAAAUGAAUUGAACGAGUUCCACAAUCAACGUCUUCAGAAACGACUCCACAUCAUCCGUCGUCUUAAUCCUGACGUUGUCAUUAUCUAUGCUGAUUUUUACAAUGCUGUCAUGAAACUUUAUCGUAAUCCUGGGAAAUAUGGAUUCUUGCACUCCCUUGAGGCUUGUUGUGGAGCAGGAGGGGCGUAUAGAUACAAUGACGACGUAAAAUGUGGUAAUAUAAAAUUAAAAAAUAGUUGUCCUGAUCCAUGGCAUUAUAUUGAUUGGGACGGAAAUCACAUGACAGAAAAAGCAAAUAGAUUGGUUACCAUGACUUUACUAGAUGGAACUUAUACGAGUCCGUCAAUGAAUACCUUAUGUGCUUCUUCUCCCAAAUUCACCUAUUAUGAUUAAGAAUAUUUUGUAAUUCAUUGGUCAUCCUAAUAAAAUUUGAGGAAUGUGGUCCCCCAAAAAAA
Molecule: messenger RNA, 1248 nt
Organism: Ipomoea nil (Japanese morning glory)
Lineage: Eukaryota; Viridiplantae; Streptophyta; Magnoliopsida; Solanales; Convolvulaceae
Product: GDSL esterase/lipase At1g28580-like
Exons: 6
Coding region: 47-1186 (379 amino acids)
Biological process (GO): lipid metabolic process
Molecular function (GO): lipase activity
Source: RefSeq, a predicted model, not a curated record